GUAAGCAGAUGAAAGGUUAUUAUCCUGAAGACAAAGUUUUCAAGCAUGUGGGACAAGAGCAAAGUGGAUGCUAAAAUUCAAUAAAUAAAUAAGGGAAGAAAGAUGGAAAUCAUAAGGUUUUUAAAUGAAUGGAGAGAGGAAUUUGAUAAAAAAUGCUGUCAGAAAUUCAAUAAAAGAUGGAUCCAGAAAGAAGUGUCUGCAGCCAUGAUUAUCUUUCCACCUCCCUUGUCCAAACUUUUGGUAAUGAGAAUAUACAAAAGCAUUGGGUUUUUCUGAAACUUGAUGUCAAAAGUGCAUUUCCUCUUCUUUAUCUUUCCAGACAAAGUAAGCAUAUUGUCAACCUUCCUCGCUCCCUUCAAGUACCUAAGUCCUGGCACCACAAACACGGAGGAUGAAGACAAUCUAAGUACCAGCAGUGCUGAAGUGAAGGAAAACCGAAACGUGAGCAACCUGGGGACUAGGCCCCUACCCCCUGGAGACUGGGCCAGAGGCAGCACGCCCAGCAUUAAAAGGAAAAGGCCACUGGAGGAAGGAAAUGCAGGGCAUUUCUGCAAACUCCAGCUGAUCUGGAAGAAGCUCUCCUGGUCUAUGACACCCAAGAAUGCACUGGUCCAGCUGCAUGAGCUGAAGCCAGGUCUGCAGUACCGGAUGGUGUCACAAACGGGCCCAGUACAUGCCCCAGUCUUUGCGGUGGCUGUAGAAGUGAACGGGCUCACGUUUGAAGGCACGGGGCCCACUAAGAAGAAAGCCAAGAUGCGGGCAGCCGAGAUGGCCCUGAAGUCCUUCGUGCAGUUCCCCAACGCAUUCCAGGCCCACCUGGCCAUGGGCACUAGUACCAGUUCAUGCACUGACUUCACCUCUGACCAGGCCGACUUCCCAGACACGUUGUUCAAGGAGUUUGAACCAUCCUCAAGAAAUGAGGACUUCCCAGGCUGUGGUCCCGUCGACACUGAAUUUCUGUCCUCCGCCUACCGGCGAGGACGGCUACUCUACCACACACUGGACCUCAUGGGCCAGGCUCUGCCUGACAGGUCCAGGCUGGCCCCCGGGGCCCUGGGUGAGAGGAACCCUGUAGUGGUGCUGAAUGAGUUACGCUCAGGUCUGCGGUAUGUGUGCCUCUCGGAAACAGCCGAGAAGCCCCGAGUCAAGAGUUUUGUCAUGGCUGUGUGCGUGGACGGGAGGACGUUCGAAGGCUCUGGACGCAGCAAGAAGCUGGCCAAGGGCCAGGCAGCACAAGCUGCCUUACAGGCCCUCUUCGACAUCCAGCUGCCUGGCCACACACCCAGCAGAAGUAAAAGCAACCUCUUGCCACAGGAUUUUGCAGACUCUGUGUCCCAGCUGGUCACACAGAAGUUCCGUGAACUGACAGUCGGCCUGACAUCUGUAUAUGCCCGCCACAAAACACUGGCAGGAAUCGUCAUGACAAAAGGUAAUUACCUUUCUUUUCCUAUGGGAAUUUUUGUCUCCAUAAAAAGAAAUGUUAUUAUUAACCUGGUCCUAGCAGACAAAGGAUGCUUCCUACCACAUGGAGAUGGACAAAGGAAGACAAUGUAGAAUACAAAGGUAUUAGUGGCCACCUGUUACUACCAGAACAACCCCACUGGCAAUAUUGUGAAAACUUUUGAUACUUCUCUUGAUUCCCAUGAAUUCCAUAAGAUGAUUAUGCAUGCCCUUACUUUCAAGAAUGGUGCCAGUAUUUGUAAAAGCUGGAAUCAGACACCAGGCUACCACAUAAGUCACUUGAAGCUGAUAGAUAAGGAGGUGCCUGAUUCUCUGUCCCCUCUAAGGUGCCUAAGACUGCUGACUGGUGAUAUCACUUACACAGAACAGAAGGAUGGAGCCAGUGUGUACAAGAGAAGUCAGGUGUGGAGGUGGACCGUCCAAGGGAUGCUGGCUGUCAAAGUACCUUCUUCUCUCACCACGGACUACUGUCAGGGGGCCCUUUUCAGUGUACACUCUG
This is a messenger RNA of Peromyscus leucopus (white-footed mouse), 1960 nucleotides long. RefSeq names its product double-stranded RNA-specific editase B2-like. The transcript is spliced from 3 exons. Bases 283 to 1554 code for a protein of 423 amino acids. Gene Ontology annotation, molecular function: double-stranded RNA binding; double-stranded RNA adenosine deaminase activity; tRNA-specific adenosine deaminase activity. Gene Ontology annotation, cellular component: cytoplasm; nucleolus. Lineage: Eukaryota; Metazoa; Chordata; Mammalia; Rodentia; Cricetidae. The record is from RefSeq and is a predicted model, not a curated record. Gene Ontology annotation, biological process: adenosine to inosine editing; RNA processing.